CUCUUAGAAAUCCAUCCAGUUCACUAUAUAAAAAAUCUCGAAAAUCUCUCUUCACGAAAUAUAUCAAAGAAAAGAAAAUCUUCCGUUUUGCAAAACCCUCACUUCCAUUUCUCCACUACACGAACCCUAAACAAUGAGUUCAUCUACUUCUCCUACACAACAAUUAGCAGCAGUAGGCGGCAGAGAAACCACAUCUGAUCAUCGUUCAAUGAAGAUCCGGAGGUUAGAAAUCAACCCAAAGGGAAUGGAUGAUAACAAGAAGAAACUGACGAAACUUUUGUUGAAUGUGACGAUUGAAAGAAGCUUAGGACCAGUUCAAGUUAUAACAUCAUCAGAGAAAAGUGUCGAAGAAUUGAUUAAAUCGGCUUUAGAGAUUUAUGUUAAAGAGAAAAGAAGACCAUUAUUGAUUGAAACUAAUCCUAAUUCGUUUGAGCUUCAUUACUCUCAAUUCUGCUUAGAAAGCUUGAAUCCGGCAGAGAAAUUGAUAAGUUUGGGAUCAAGGAAUUUCUUUUUGUGUUUGAAACCGACGGUGAUAGUAAAGUCCAUCUCAUGCUCCAAUGAAGCUAAUCAGAAGGAAGCAAACAAGUCAUCAUAUUUUAUGUGGACUAGAUUCAUGGAUUUCCUACCGUAGACUGUUCUUUUCAAGUAUUUUUCUUUUUGUGACUUUACUUUGUAGGGAUGCAUGUCUGUUGUAUAUUAUUGACUGCACAUGUAAAUUAAUAUUGUAGUAGCAAGAGCCAUAGAAUUGGUGGUAGUUGGAUCUGAAUUUCAGCCUCUCUGUCUAAUGUUUUACGAAAGGUCUAUAAAAACCAUGAUAUAUGGGGCAAGUUUAUUGCCAUCAUAUAGGAUGUAAA
Papaver somniferum (opium poppy) is the source of this 854-nucleotide messenger RNA. RefSeq lists its product as uncharacterized. The record is from RefSeq and is a predicted model, not a curated record. The coding region runs from base 134 to 631 and encodes 165 amino acids. The transcript is spliced from 2 exons. Lineage: Eukaryota; Viridiplantae; Streptophyta; Magnoliopsida; Ranunculales; Papaveraceae.